AUGUCUGCUGAACGUGGAAAGACGGACACGGUUGUGGCCUGUGUAAACGCUUUUGGAUCUUUUAUACCUCCAGUAUUGAUUUACAAACGUGCAAGACUGAAUCCCCAUUUAUUAACCGGGGCUAUUCCAGGAACCAUAGGAAUUCCUAGCCCCACCGGUUGGAUAGAUACGGAUAUCUACUUUAAGGUGGUCGAGCAUUUUAUUAAAUCAGUUCGAGCUAGUAAGGAUAACCCAACGCUACUUAUCGUUGAUGGACACAGCACCCAUAAAUCUUUAAAGGCAGUAAAUUUGUGUCGAGAGCAUGGCAUUGUUGUAAUAACGUUACCACCACAUUGCACUAAUCGCCUUCAGCCCGUUGAUCUCACGGUGUUUGGGCCUUUAUAA
Messenger RNA from Sitophilus oryzae (rice weevil), 384 nucleotides. RefSeq lists its product as uncharacterized. Bases 1 to 384 code for a protein of 127 amino acids. The record is from RefSeq and is a predicted model, not a curated record. The transcript has a single exon. Lineage: Eukaryota; Metazoa; Arthropoda; Insecta; Coleoptera; Curculionidae. Gene Ontology annotation, cellular component: nucleus. Gene Ontology annotation, molecular function: DNA binding.